Messenger RNA from Clupea harengus (Atlantic herring), 513 nucleotides. It is a transcript of the gene lyrm4a, whose product is annotated as LYR motif containing 4 a. The record is from RefSeq and is a predicted model, not a curated record. Gene Ontology annotation, biological process: iron-sulfur cluster assembly. Lineage: Eukaryota; Metazoa; Chordata; Actinopteri; Clupeiformes; Clupeidae. Gene Ontology annotation, cellular component: L-cysteine desulfurase complex; mitochondrion.
CCUAUGCGAUUGCUGGGGUCCUCAUGAUAUAACAACAUCAUGGCGUCGUCCAGUCGAACACAAGUUCUCUCCCUCUAUCGGAUGCUUAUAAAGGAGAGCAAAAAAUUCCCCUCUUACAACUACAGGACGUAUGCCCUACGCAGGGUGAAAGAUGGCUUUAGAGAGAACCUUGCUGUGGACAACCCUAAAACACUGGAUGUGCUUUUAAACCAGGCCAGAGAGAGUCUUGCAGUCAUUAAGAGACAAGUGACCAUUGGACAGUUCUACACAACCCAGAAGAAUGUGGUUGAGGGCCUAAGGAACGUGAAUUUCUGAGAGCUGAGCCAAUGGUUUUGGUGGGGACCAGCAGCAGAGAAGGUUUAAUGUAUAGGCAUCAGAUGAACAUGCAAACCUUCAAUGUAUACAUAUAGCAAAAGUUAAGUGUACAUUUAAAUGUAUAUUAUUAUGUUAAUCUUUUGUUGUCCAUGUCAAGAUUAUGUAAUACAACAUCUCUAUUAAAUAUGUAAUUCUAAA